This is a messenger RNA of Dichomitus squalens LYAD-421 SS1, 5969 nucleotides long. RefSeq lists its product as uncharacterized. The record is from RefSeq and is a predicted model, not a curated record. Gene Ontology annotation, molecular function: helicase activity; transcription termination site sequence-specific DNA binding. Gene Ontology annotation, biological process: termination of RNA polymerase II transcription. The transcript has 12 exons. NCBI's taxonomy places the organism in Eukaryota, Fungi, Basidiomycota, Agaricomycetes, Polyporales, Polyporaceae. Bases 102 to 5870 code for a protein of 1922 amino acids. Gene Ontology annotation, cellular component: nuclear body.
CACCCCCUUGCACCCGUACUUUCCGCAAAUACAACAAACGGCGGGAUACACUGCUUGACGCCUCGACUUCUGGCUUGGCUUGUUCACUCGAGACAGCUUUUAUGGCAACGCAGCCACCACCCAAGAAUGAGGUCAAGAAGAAACUCGUCGAGCUCCGUGAUGCUCCUGUCGCCAUGGUUCCGGACGAGGUUCUUAGAAUCCUGUCCAUGUAUCUCCUUGGAAGUCUCUCCGCACCUGCUAACCCUACUACAUUCAUUUCCGCACACGAGCAUUGGUUUUGUUCGCAGGCUGACGAGGUGACAAGAGAGGCGGCGACAUUCCUCAUCCGUCUACAUGCCUACAACAGUAACUCGGUCGAUGUCUGGAGGCUGCAUCUGAAGCGGGUACUGUCACGAUGUUGCUACUGCGUUAGAGGUCUACACGAGGCAGAGAUCAUGUCGAGACAUACGUACUUCGGCGCGUUUAACGACAACGUCCUCAAGACAUUCUACGGCAGCUUUCAUAACUUUCUCACGGACUUUGUUGUGCAGGCUCUAGCGGAGAAAGACUUCACUGGAGGCACAGCACAGGGACCCGACUCCGAGCGAACCUUCGUGGACGCCCCACCUGCUAUUACCUUCCUGAUGGCCACCUAUUUACACAUGCUUGAGGACUCGCGUAUCGUCGGACUGUUGCACAAGUAUUGUCCUCGCGCACCUAUCAAGUCUUGGCCAUCAGACAUCCCUCCAUCUGGACUGCUUGCUUUGCUCUUCGACGGGCCCCAUGACAUCCGUGUUUGGGGACAGAAACAAUGCAUAUCAUGCGAGGUUGCUCCCAUUCCAAUGGAAAACUUCUCCCCUUCACAUAUCACAGUCUUGAAGGCUGUCUGCGAAUCUAUCACCUCUUCGCGCACCCUCUCCGACUGUCUUGGCGACACGUACAAAGUUCCAUGGCUUCAAGACCUUCCUGCUAUAUGGGCCGGGUUCACUCUUUUUCUCCGCUUCGUUCCCGUUGAACUGUUCCGAGCAAGUCGCACUUUCGACAUCGAUAUUCGUCACAUGAUAGUAGGCCACUUGCACGACACCGAAACCCAUUUCAUCGACGUCUUAAAGAGCUUCAUAAUCAUUCUGAGACGUAUGGGCCCAGAUGCAUGGCAAGGCGAGGGUCCCGAAUACGCGCACGUGGUUUUCAACUCGAUCAAAGACAAUACCCGCUUCGCGGAUAUCCUGUGCAACCUCCCUGCACCCGUCGCCAAGGACGACUGGCAGCUGAAGUGGCUGGAGGUCUACGCUAACUCGGUCGGGAAACUUCCUGUCUUCAAGGACAUCCUCCCUACGGUCCUGCAGUUUCUAUGCGAGCAGCUGCAACAUGUGCGUUACAAGGUCGUUCGUCCGGUUGCUAUGAGCAUUGCAUCGAGGCUCCUCUACGCUGUCCUGGCUCACCAAGGGAAGGACGGUUCCGCAAGACAAGACCUUGCGCUCGAUCUUCUAACCGUCCACUCUGCUGUUUACGUUAGCGUCGCCUUCGGGAAGACCCACGCUGACGAAGCUUGGGAAGACGCGAGGAAGCAGGCGCGCCGGCUGAUCAAGCAAGCCCUCCUGACGGACGUUCGCAGGGCAGCUGCAGCCAUCACUUCGCUGUGUUCUCCCAGCAGCGGCACAACCCCUCUCCCUGCAUCUCUCAUUCAUGAGCGCGUCUGGGCGAAUAUUUACGACAGUGUGGAGCCCAAGGACUCGGAUGCGAUCGUCACGUUGGCGUCCGUCGUCGCCCACGUCGCACAUAUAGACGAGUUGAAGCCAGCUGCAUUCGAAGACAUCUUCAAGAAGUCGCAGUCAUCCAGCUCGUCGCGCGCCACGCUCUCAGCAGUCAAUAGCGCGCUCGUCGUCUUUCGCAGUGGUUUCCGGGACGUUGUAGUCCGCUACACCGAUCUCAGCCGAGCCUCCACUGCAGUCGACCUCCUAGGCCAAGAUGACGUCGUGAAGGACGUUGUGUCCAUCAUGUUCUCCCCUGUAGAGGCCCUCCAAGAAGCCGCGCAAGCCCUCGUCGCCCUCGCGUAUGACGUUGACGGCCGUCUAGAUUGCUUCCGAGCCCUCUUGGAACACUACCCAGCUGCUGCGCUGGCUGGCGUCUGCGAGUACCUGACAACCUACACUCGCUACGCCACAGUGGUGCCGGAGGCCUGUUCGCUCUCCCAAGCCCUGGCGCGUUGCCUUACAGACAUCAUUGAGGGUCUCUGCUCUAGCCCCGACGGCCUUCUUCUCCAGCCCAAAUUCCUCAAGGCCGCUGGGAACGUUUUGGAGGAGCAAAUCCCGAAGCUGUGGCACCUCAUGACAGAGGCCCUUUGCGUCAUCUUUGCGCACACACCCCGCUGGGCGCGGUUCUUCGAGAACGAGGAGAUGGUGAUCUGGAUGCGCGACGCGCUCAUCUUCGGCCGUGACCUCCUCGCGCAGCGGCGGACACUCGAGUCCGGGGCACUGGUGCGCUCCCAGAAGGACGUUGGUGCGAAUAAGAGGCUCUCGGCUGUCGGGAAGGCGAUGGUGGACGACUUGCAGCAGGUACUCUACGAGCUGACGAAGUGGCUGCGCUUGACGGACGAGGAGCUGCUCCACCAGUCUUUUGCGUUGCUCGAGACGCUGCUCGAGGGCUUCCGCAGCACCAACACACGUCCGCGGGACGAGACGUUCCAGCGCAUACAAAGGCAUAUCGAUGACGCGCGCAAGAACGACCCGAACAGGAUGAGGUCGCGGCUGGACUCGACGCGAUUGCUCCGGCUGCAGGAGGCAAUUGGGGCGUUUGACGAGGACGAUGAUGAUGACAUCCAGAUCAUCUCGCACACGUUCGGACCGAUGCCUAACAAGGUCAAGAAGGAGGGCAAGGCUAAGGCGGAGCCGCGACAUAUCCUCAAGUCUUCUGGGGAUCUGAAGGGCAAGGGCUCUGAGCGGAAGGACAGGCCAACCAUUUCUAGCUACUUCUCCAGUGGGGACGUGAAGAGGGCCGAGGCCAAGCCCGUGGUGCCUUCAACGAGCACGCGGGCAGCACCAAUCCACCGACCUUCAAAGCCCACCAUCAAGGACGAGAGCGCUAAGUCGAGCACGGCAGCUUCCAGCACCUUACCUUCGUCAAGUAGCGAAGAGGAGAGUGAUGAGGAUGAGGACGAUGAUGGUCCGAAAGGUCUGGCAGGCCUCUCAAAGUUGCAGAAGACCCCCGCCAUCAAGAAGCCCGUCGAGCGUCGGCAGGUCAAAAUGCUCGACCUGCCGUUGGAUGGCAAGAACCCGAGACUCGAGAUGAUCCGCAAACGCGAGGACGCUCGGCGGACGCACAUGCGUCUCAAGCCUGACGUUUCUGGGCUCUACCGCACCCUCUUGUCAUGGAACUACGAGCAUAACGGGCCCAUGCCGCCCGGAGAGAAACCGAGGUUGUCAUCUGUGCCGGAUCGCUUCGGGGACUACGCGCAUUUCCGUAGCGUUUACGAGCCGAUGCUCUUCCUUGAGUUGUGGAAUCAACUAGUCGAGUCGAAGGAGCAGCCUUUGGAGUCGCAUGACUGCCGUAUCCUCAGCCGACAGUAUACGGACGAAUACAUUGACUUGGAGGUAUCCAUCGAGGGAUCGGUCGGGAAGGAGUGGAGUCUCGCGGAGACGGAUAUUGUGCUGCUAUCGAGCUCGAAUGCUAAGCGACGAGUCUUGGGGAAGGCGCAAAGCUAUCGUGCUUCGUACAUAGGCAUUCAGGCCACAAUUCGUUAUUUAGCCAGCGGUGGGGAUCCGGGCCUGCAAGUGGGCACAUCUUGGAGUCUGGCCAAAGUGCUCAGCUUGUCCACCAUCAUUCGCGAGUACGGUGCACUCAUGGCGCUCCCACACUAUGAUCUCCUGGAUAGCAUCCUGCGGACUCAGCUGCCGAAACCCAAUAAGGUCGACUCAGGCGAGGUCCAGAGAGUUAUGAAGGCAUACAACGUGAAUGAGCCUCAAGCCAACGCCAUCCUCAAGUCGCUUGAUACUGAGGGCUUUGCGCUCAUCCAAGGUCCUCCGGGAACUGGAAAGACAUCGACUAUAUGCGGCUUGGUGCAACUGUAUCUGUCGCGACGAUCUAAGACCAUCGGACGGCCGGGCGACAAGGAAAUACCCAAGAAGAUCCUACUGUGUGCGCCGAGCAAUGCUGCCAUCGAUGAGAUCGCGUUCCGUCUGAAGGAAGGUGUGUCAGGGGCGGGGCAUCGUGCCGAGCAUCCCAAGGUCGUCCGAAUAGGUGCUCCCAAGGCUAUGAACCUCAGCGUUCGAGACGUCUCCUUGGAGUACCUCAUGGAUCAGAAGCUCAAUGCCCAUCCUGAGCUGCAGAACACCAAGGAGGCCGGAACCGAGCUGGCCCGGGUUCGUGCCGAGCUGGAGUCGGUAAAGGUGCAACGACAGCAGAAGAUGGACGAGAUGGCCCUCACUCACGACAACGCAGCGAAGACGCUUGCACUCGAGGACGACAUCAAGAAGUUGAACAGGGCGAAGGCCAUGCUGACGCAUCAGCUCGACAAAGUCAAGGACAAGCAAAAAUCAGAUUACCGUACGCUUGACGCUACUAGACGACGUUUUCGGAACGAGGUCCUGCAAGAAGCGGACGUCAUUUGCAGUACCCUUUCCGCAUCAGCGUACGAGUAUCUAGAAUCGUUUGAUUUCGAGGUUGUGAUCAUCGAUGAAGCCGCGCAAGCUAUUGAGCUCAGUUCCUUGAUUCCUAUGAAGUACCGCUGCCGCACGUGCAUCAUGGUCGGAGACCCUCAGCAGCUGCCCCCAACCGUCAAAUCUCAAGAGGCGUGUAGGCUUGGCUACGAUCAGUCGCUUUUUGUCAGACUCCAAAAGAGUCAGCCAGAUGCUGUCCAUUUGCUGAGCAUACAAUAUCGUAUGCACCCCGAUAUCAGCCAGCUACCCAGUAACCUCUUCUACGAUGGUCGACUGAGUGACGGACCCGAGAUGGCGGCGAAGACAAAACGACCUUGGCAUAAUCACCCGAAGUUUGGGACCUACCGCUUUUUUAGCGUGGAGUCCGGAACAGAGGAAAAUAUGCCUGGCACUGGCCACUCUCUUGUGAACCGUUCAGAAGCACAGGUCGCGGUAGCCCUGUACAACAGGCUGAUCAAGGAAUUCUCGUCGACAGACUUCGACUUCAAAGUCGGCGUCAUCUCCAUGUACCGUGGCCAGAUCGUGGAGCUGAAGCGUGCAUUCCGACAACGAUUUGGUGAAGAGGUCCUGAGUACGGUUGAUUUCAACACUGUCGACGGUUUUCAGGGUCAAGAGAAGGACAUCAUCAUUCUGUCUUGUGUCCGUUCGGGACCGAGCUUGCAGACCGUUGGUUUCCUCCGAGAUGUCCGGCGAAUGAACGUCGCCCUGACUCGUGCCAAGGCUUCACUAUUUGUCCUCGGUAACGCACCAACCCUUGAGAGGAGCGACGACAUUUGGCGGAAGAUUGUUGACAACGCGAGGUCAAGAACAUCCCUUAUCAAGGCCGAUGUCGCAUACUUCACAGCCCCUAACACUUACACGGCGCCGUUACCGCAACCUACGAAGCCCAAACCCAAGCCGGCGUCGAAAACCAUCGUAGGACCUCCGCCCCCACCUGAUCUUGCCACCCCUCGUGAAUUGAAAGCAAUCGCGAAUCGCUCGAAUGCCCCUGCGCCCGCUGCAACUCAACCUCCCGCCCCGGACGCCCCGAAGGAGGCGCCCUUUGCACCCGAUGUACCGGUUACCGUAGCAUCAGAGGAGGCGCAAGUGGGUCAAAAGCGGCGUGCAGAGGGUCCACCGAAGGAUGAUGCGGGUGGUUCUGGCGCCGCUCAGGGCAACUCAAAACCAAAACCGAAGCCACCUGCGGCGAAACGCCAGAAGCAAGGCCCCAGCCUGUUCAUCCCUAAGAAGCGAUGAGCUCUUACCUUACCACGAUUACUCCACCGCUGCUGCAUUCCUGGUGUACCACUGCAUCUGUUCACCUGGCUCGCAUAUUCUCGUCGCACAUUGGAUUCG